UCCGCGUUCUGAGUCGGGAUUGGUGGGAGCUAAUCCUGGGCUCAGAUUGCUUCACUGAAGUGGAGACGCAUUCCAGGCAGAAACAAGUAUCUGUGCUGUAAUCUAUACCGCAUGGAUAGGUCUGGUUAGCGCCACAUUAUUUGACUGAAGUCUUGAGACAGGUCAAUUCAGUGACGUUAUUCUUCCGCCAUUCACGUUUACGCGACACAUUCACGCAUAAAAUUAUUUUAUAUAUUUUUUUAGGUUUUAUUAUAUAUAAACCUCCUGUGCAUUUCAUACUACGUUAAUGUGAUUAUUCAGCCGGUGCCACGUUGUAGGUGCUAGGAAACUGCUUAAAUAUAAAGGUACAGUCAUGCUGCGUCUCAUCAGGAGCCAGGGCCGAGGGUUUAGGGGCUGUGUGUGCUGUCAGCGGAGGUUUCAGCAUCACCAUCAUCACCAUCAGAAUCACAAGAGUGUCAUAGCCAUCCGCCGCGAGGAUGUCAACGUGUGGGAGAGACGCGCGCCUCUGGCACCACGACACGUCAGGGAGAUCACAGCAGCUGGGCAUAAGGUGCUCGUCCAGCCCUCCAACAGACGGGCCAUCCACGACAGAUACUAUGAAAAAGCAGGCGCUAUUAUCCAGGAGGACAUCUCAGAGGUGUCUCUCAUCAUCGGUGUGAAAAGGCCCCCGGAGGAAAAGGUGUACCCCCACAAGACCUAUGCCUUCUUCUCUCACACAAUUAAAGCACAAGAGGCAAACAUGGGGCUCCUAGAUGACCUUCUUAAAAAGGAAGUUCGACUCAUUGAUUAUGAAAAACUGGUGGACCCCAAUGGCUACAGAAUUGUAGCAUUUGGGCAGUGGGCUGGUGUUGCUGGAAUGAUUAACAUUUUACACGGUCUGGGUCUGCGUUUUCUUGCUCUUGGACACCACACCCCAUUUAUGCACAUUGGUAUGGCGCACAACUACAGAAAUGUCAGCCAGGCCAUCCAGGCAGUGAGGGAUUGUGGGUAUGAAAUAUCCUUAGGUCUGAUGCCCAAGUCUAUUGGACCUCUCACAUUUGUGUUCACUGGCACCGGCAAUGUGUCCAAGGGCGCCCAAGACAUUUUUAACGAGCUCCCCUGUGAGUACGUGGAGCCUCAUGAGUUGAAAGAAGUCUCAGAGAGUGGAGACAUGACCAAAGUGUACGGCACAGUGAUCAGCAGACACCACCACCUGAUAAGAAAGAGCGACAGACUUUACGACCCCCUGGAGUACGAAAACCAUCCUGAGCUUUAUACGUCACACUUCAGGGAGACCGUGGCCCCUUACACAACCUGCCUGAUAAACGGCAUAUACUGGGACCCUCACACACCCAGACUGCUGCGGCGACUGGACGCCCAACGACUGAUUAGACCCAUUAUACCUGCAUCAUCAUCACCUGAUCACGGCUGCCCUGCACUUCCCCACAAAUUUUUGGCCAUUUGCGACAUCUCUGCGGACACAGGCGGCUCCAUUGAGUUCAUGACUGAGUGCACCACUAUUGAGAAGCCCUUCUGCAUGUAUGAUGCCAACCAGCAUAUUGACCAUGACAGUGUCGAAGGUAAUGGCAUUCUCAUGUGCUCCAUCGAUAACCUACCCGCCCAGCUGCCCAUUGAGGCGACCGAGUAUUUUGGGGACCGGCUGUUCCCUUACAUCUGGGAGAUGCUCCCAUCAGACGCCACCAGACCGCUAGAGGAAGAGGACUUCUCUCCACAAGUCAGAGAUGCUGUAAUUACCUCCAAUGGGAAGUUGACGCCUAAGUUUGAAUACAUCCAGAAACUUCGAGAAAGGAGGGAAUCGGAGCAGAUUCUAAAGAAAGGAGGAAUGAAGCGGGUGCUUUUGCUGGGUGCAGGCUAUGUGUCUGGGCCAGUUAUCAAGUAUCUCACCAGAGACGCUGGCACUCAGGUCACAGUGGCAUCAAAUCUGUUGAAUCAGGCUGAGGACAUGGCAGCCAAGUACACCAACACCAUCGCCGUGAUGCUGGACAUCACCUGCCAGGAAAGCCACCUCGAGUCUCUGAUCAAAGACCACGACAUCGUCAUCAGCAUGCUGCCGUAUGCAUUUCAUCCACAAGUAGCUAAGCACUGCAUUAAAAUGAAGGUGAACAUGGUGACCGCCAGUUACUUGAGCCCAGCCAUGAAGGAGCUUCAGAAGAAUGCUGAGGAUGCUGGCAUCACCAUCGUCAAUGAGAUGGGUCUGGACCCUGGCAUUGAUCACAUGUUGGCCAUGGAGUGCAUCGACCAGGCCAAGGCAGACGGUUGCACUGUGGAAUCGUACAGCUCUUUUUGUGGUGGUCUUCCUGCCCCAGAGUGCUCGGACAACCCACUGCGUUAUAAGUUCAGCUGGAGUCCGUACGGCGUCCUGCUCAACACCAUCAGUCCAGCCAUCUAUCUGAAAGACAAUCAGGUGGUCAGUGUUCCUCCCGGCGGGGCUCUCCUGGAUGUCACAAAGCCCAUGGACUUCAUGCCCGGUUUCAACCUGGAGGGCUUCCCCAACUGGGACAGCACCAAAUACGCACAGCCGUACGGGAUUGAAUCUGCGCACACGCUCAUCAGAGGAACUCUGCGCUUCAGGGGCUUCUCCUCUGCAAUGAAUGGCUUCGUCAAACUGGGACUCAUCAACACGGAGCCCUGUCCACUGCUGGGACACACGGCUUCUCCUGUCUCAUGGAAAGAGCUUCUCUGUAGGCAGAUUGGCUUGUCCACAUCUGUGAGCAGCAGUUUCUUUGAAGACACCGUUUAUGAGCGGGUCGGACGGGAUGACUUCAGAAUGCAGAGUCUCAGAUGGCUCGGGAUGCUCAGUGAAGAGUCGGUUCCUCACGCUGACACCAUCUUAGCAGCAGUUGCUAAGCAUCUGGAGGCCAAACUGUCUUUCGCUAAAGGUGAGCGCGAUAUGAUCGUCAUGAGGAACGAUGUUGGAAUCAGACACCCAACGGGCGAGCUGGAGACCAAACACAUCAGUCUGGUAGUCUACGGGGAUCCCAAUGGAUACUCAGCCAUGGCCAAAGCCGUGGGCUACCCAGCAGCCAUUGCAGCCCGUAUGGUGCUCAACGAUGAACUGACCACUAAAGGACUCGUGGUGCCGAUGACGAAGAACAUCUACAGUCCGGUUCUGAAGAGACUGCAGGAGGAGGGUCUCCAGUGCAUCACCAAGAGCACCUUAUCAGAGUAACCACACACCUUAAGAUCUCGAAACUCACUCCUUCUGUGCCACACGUGUGUAAUGAAACCCAAACAUCCAUCAAAAGUAGAUUUAGACAGUCUGUAGACGUUGACAAGGAGGUUUAAUUUUUAUUAGUGUUGUCAUAAAUUGGGAGUGUAAAUAAACUCCCACAAAGCACUUUGACACGCAACCAUCCCAUUUCCACUUCCUGGCGUUGAAAAUGAACUUUAUACGCCGUCAGCGUUUUCUUACCCUUGUGCUCAAAGGGUUUAAAUGAACGUCUGCCUCAGUUGAGUUCAAAACAAGCAGUAGCAUCAUAUUUAUGCUAAACAUGAAGUCAUGUUGAUUACUACUGAUAAAAUUAGUCAAAAUGUCAAUUGAAUAUUUCUUAAAUGUGAAACUUGGCACUGUAGUGAAUUCGUUUAGAUUUUUUUUGUUCAAACGUUAAUAUAAAUGUUCAAAACUAGCUUUUGUCCAAUAAAAGUUUUCCUUUCGUUUUAUAUUUCUUGUUUUUCUUCAAAUAAAUAUCAAAUAUAUUGUUUAACAAUUUCAUAAGACAGAAAUGACAGGAUAUUACUGUACCCUUUACCCCCCUCUUUUAUUACAUAAUAAAAUAUGUAAGUUGUCAGAAAAAUUAUAGAAAACAAAUUAGGACAGACAGACGGAUGGAUGGAUGG
Molecule: messenger RNA, 3837 nt
Organism: Sinocyclocheilus anshuiensis
Lineage: Eukaryota; Metazoa; Chordata; Actinopteri; Cypriniformes; Cyprinidae
Product: alpha-aminoadipic semialdehyde synthase, mitochondrial-like
Exons: 24
Coding region: 353-3169 (938 amino acids)
Cellular component (GO): cytoplasm
Molecular function (GO): saccharopine dehydrogenase activity
Source: RefSeq, a predicted model, not a curated record